CAGGUUCUUUCUUGUUCCCGAUCCCCCUCGGGUCUGGCUCCGGUCUGCUCUACUUUCUCGAAGCCCCCUCGAUGUGCUAAGACACUCAGACAGGGCCCUCUUGAAAAGAGAAACUCGGACAUCUGCUCGAUUAGCCCACCUUGGAAGUGUCAUCUGGCCAGAUGAGGCGGCUGGAGGCGAGGGGUCAAGACAAGGUCUCUCUUACGAACGGGCAAGUUGGCACAAGAGAGAAUUUUGUGUGUAA
Protopolystoma xenopodis is the source of this 244-nucleotide messenger RNA. NCBI's taxonomy places the organism in Eukaryota, Metazoa, Platyhelminthes, Monogenea, Polystomatidea, Polystomatidae. The record is from the annotation of a GenBank genome assembly.